Molecule: messenger RNA, 1454 nt
Organism: Phyllopteryx taeniolatus (common seadragon)
Lineage: Eukaryota; Metazoa; Chordata; Actinopteri; Syngnathiformes; Syngnathidae
Gene: tmem170a
Product: transmembrane protein 170A
Exons: 3
Coding region: 173-586 (137 amino acids)
Biological process (GO): endoplasmic reticulum tubular network organization
Cellular component (GO): endoplasmic reticulum membrane
Source: RefSeq, a predicted model, not a curated record
UGGCGGUAGUUUUCACCAAAAGUUGCUUGCCAACCACCGUUAACGCGAAGAAGAGCAGGUAAGGAAGCCGCCGCCGACGAAGAAGAAGAAGUGGUCGAAGUAGAGGAAGAAACCAACAACACAGGCUUCUAAACAGCUCAUCGUUUCAGACUGUCGAAGCUCAUCGUGAAAUAUGGACCAAUACAGCCAAAGUGACAUUUUGCAGCAAAUACUUAAUAUGAAUUUAGUGCCGAGAAAAAAUGGCACCCACCGAUACAACGACACUUCUCUUGCUGAUUUCUCAGAAAUGUGGUAUGGAGUUUUUCUGUGGGCAGCAGUCUCCUCUCUGAUCUUCCACCUACCUGCAUCUCUACUAUCAUUCGUUGCACUUCGGCAGCACAAAAUGGCCCGAUUGAUGCCCAUUGCCAUCCUCUUAAUGGGCAUCGUCGGACCCGUGGGUGGAGGAGUCCUCACCAGUGCAGCCAUAGCAGGAGUUUACAAGGCAGCAGGGAAGAGGAUGAUCUCCCUGGAGGCUUUAGUUUUUGGGGUGGGGCAGUCCUUCUUGAUCCUUGUUAUUUCCUUCCUGCGAGUGCUUGCCACCCUUUAGCAGCGCCGCCACUCCCUGGCCGGCGCCGGCCUCGUUACUAGUCGCAACUUGCAGUGGCUUGGACCAAUUGAGACGCGUAAGGCCUCGGAUGCGUGAUGUAGAUUGCAAACUCAGGUUAAAAAAUAUCAAGUGUAAGAGCUGAACGACAUAAUAGGGUCCGGUUGGCCGCAAAGCGGUCGAUGCCUACAAUGAAGGGAAUCGCUGUAAGAUUGUUUGCAGUACAACAUCCACUAAUAAGGAAUGUGUUUGUGUCUUACAAAAUGGACACAUCACAUCGAGCUCUUCUACGGUCAUUUUGGUCUUUGAAAUCUACAUUCUAGAGAGAGAUUUGAAACAUGUUUCAUUCUCAACAGACAUUUAUAAAGCAGAAAAUAAGUGCAUAAGUUCCUUGUAUGUUGGAGGGGAAAACUCAGGGUUACAGAUCAAUAUUUACGAUUUAGGAGUGUAUUAAAAAAAUAAUUUAACCACUUUCCUGUAUGAUCUGAGAGUAGCAGGCUGCCCUCUAUCAGCAGAACUUCAUCUUAGCAGCAGUUAUGGUCUUGAUACUGGUAUUGUUGCCAUGUUCAUUUUGGUUUAGUCAUCAAUAUGGUUGUCUUUUUUUUUUUUUUUAACUCGUGUUAAAUAUGCUUAGCUACAAUGUAGUCUUUAAAAUGUCAUGCAGCAGCACAGUUAUACGAGUGGUAAAUAAAGCAUACUUGACCAGUUGGACUGCUAAAGUUACUUUUCGUAGACUGAAACUACUCAAAGAGUAGCCGGAGAAUGUAAAGUCGCUAGAUUUGUAUUUAUUUUUUUCAAAUGUUUUUCAUAUUGUGUUCAAUGUGUUGCCUAAAUGAUUAAAACAUACUGAGCGCCUAUUUGCGCACGCUAC